Verruconis gallopava is the source of this 2912-nucleotide messenger RNA. RefSeq lists its product as uncharacterized. Gene Ontology annotation, molecular function: structural constituent of nuclear pore. The transcript is spliced from 2 exons. Gene Ontology annotation, cellular component: nuclear pore. Bases 96 to 2756 code for a protein of 886 amino acids. NCBI's taxonomy places the organism in Eukaryota, Fungi, Ascomycota, Dothideomycetes, Venturiales, Sympoventuriaceae. Gene Ontology annotation, biological process: mRNA export from nucleus; ribosomal large subunit export from nucleus; ribosomal small subunit export from nucleus. The record is from RefSeq and is a predicted model, not a curated record.
AAACAUUUGGCUGCGCGCUUUUCGUCAAUGACUAAGAAAAUAUGCGUUUCAUUGCACCUCCAAUCUUGCGGUAGCACUCUGUAGAAGACAAGAAUAUGCCGCGAGUCAUCAAACGUACGCCCGAAUGGCUCGUCGAGCCUUCGCCGGGCCAUCAUCUUUUCAGUUUUCAAGGCUCCAAGCUGCACGGUCACGGCAGCCGCGCCACCGACACAUCUCCUACGGGCUCGUUAAGAACGAUUGCCAAGGGAAGAGGAUCCGAAAUAUUCGUUGCUUCGGGAAAUGAGCUGCGAUGGGCAGAUCUCGGGGCGUUAAAGCAGGAUUUCCAGGAGGUUGAGGCAAUGAGGAAUAGAGCUUCACAAACAGCAGGCCAUAAAGCAGGGGAUGCGGAGUCUGGCUAUCGGACGCUUAAGGUUCCCGGCUCUGGAACCAUCACGCAGCUAGUCGUUUCGCCUGAAAGGGAGUUUCUUGCCAUCGUUCGCUCCCACCAGAUUUAUGUUGCUAUCCUUCCUGAUCUUCGUCAUCUGCGCGAGACAGAUGUUGGCACGUACAAGCUGAAGUGCUUCCAUCUCGGACCCACAAUUCACUGCGUCGAAGAGGCAGCCGUCGUGUCUGUGUUGUGGCAUCCACUUGGCGAGUAUGGCCGUUGUCUUGUGACGGUCACGUCAGACUCCGUGGUCCGCUUAUGGGAGAUCAGUAAAGACGAUCGCUCGACCUUCGAACAACCCUCCACCGCUAUCGAUCUCAAAAAAUUAGCAAACGCAGUGUCUGCAGAUCAAGACUUUAGUGCCUCUAAAUUUGGGUCCGCAAAAGGGUUCACUCCAGACUCUGCAGAACUAGAGCCUGCAGCCGUAUGUUUUGGCGGCAGAGGUUUUGAAGGUGAGAACCCGUGGCACUCAAUGACACUGUGGCUGGCGACGAAAGGUGGUGAUAUAUACACGUUAUGCCCCUUGCUUCCGAAGCGGUUCGAGACUGCAGCAGACUUUAUCGAAUCGUUGUCUGUCCUUGUUGCUGCGAAACAACUGGAAGCCCAAGAGGAUAAGACGAAAUUGUUAACCUCAGAUGCUCAGGCCGAGUUUCUGGCGAGUCUGCAAGAGCAGGAGCCUAUGCUUGCGCAAGGAGCCUCGGAGUUCGAGACACGAUACAUAUACUGUAAACCACAUCGCCCAGGACCGGCACCGAAGCUGCAGGGACCAUUUGAGAUCGAUCCGGAGUUAGAGGAAGAUUCGGAAUUCGUUGAUAUCUACGUGACACCCUUUGAGACACCACAAGAGCAGGCAUUCGAUGAAGACCAAGAACUCCCAGGCUCAUCGUCACUGGUCUGUGUUUUGACCAGUCUCAACCAGGUCCUCACAAUGGUUGAUUUCGAUGGUAUUGAUGGGCAGUGGGUGCCCUCUCGUGGAACGCCAUUUUCCACGCCAAAAAAUCGUGGUGUAAUUGUCCCUGAGGAUUACCACACCUUGAAUCUUUUCGAAAUAAUUCACUUAAACUCCCAAAACGAUAAUAUUUCGAUGAAUUUCUCAACUAUUACCCCGGAUAUUGUCUCCCCCCACGCCUUUUUUGUAACCGGCAGCACAGGCGUACAUUAUAUCUCCGCUGCUCGCUGGACCCGAAACAUACUGAACGAGCUCGCAGAAAAAGACGAUGUCAACAAUACCAGCAGCAUCAGACUGGACACGCUCCUUGAGAGUGCUCAAUCUCUAGUCGAGCAUCUCAUUGUCUUUCCUAGGCUUGCUAGCAGCUCCAGUUCACCCCCACCAGUCGCAUGCCUUGUAUUUGCAGACAGCCACAUUUCUCGUUCCGGACUUGGGUAUUUCAUCUUAACCACUCGUGCGAAUGAGCCUUGGGCUGCGCAGCUGGAUAUAUCAGACUCCGAUCUGUCCACCUUAGCCGACGCUGAAAUUUCGUUUGACGAUCUCGAUUCGAUUGAGACGUACUCUCUUGAACCUUACCAGCGCAAGCUCAUCCUUGCCGAACCUCGAGACGUCUAUCGUCCUGAUCCAGCAUUUGAGAGACCCUCGGUGCUGCCAACGUUUAUUCGGGAACAGUCGUCUGACCGGAAAACAGCUGUACUGUUGAUGGAAGACGUGGACCUUGAGAGUAUGCCGCUACUUGAAAUAAUGAUAGCAACUCACCAUCGCAUUCAAGGAGAAUUUGAGGGCCUAAAUAAGGCCGCAAACGGCCUCUUUACACAGACCAAGCGCUUGCGUGAUAGUCUACUGGAGCAGAUCAGAAGGGUACGAGAAUUGAAGGAGAUCGUGGAGCGGGUCACAGGCGACGACGACGAGAAUGGUGGAAGUGAAGACUGUGGUCUUCAAAGUGAGGUCGUGAAGUUGAAUUUGCGCGUCACGGAGGCAAGGGAGAGGCAAAAGAAUCUUGCGGAACGGGUCGACCGUCUCAAGAACAGUCUCUCUCGCAUAUCCACAAAACAACUCAGCGACAAAGAGAAGGCCUUCAAAAAGGAGCUGGAGGACUUUGACUGCAAAUUGAACAGCGGGGAGUAUAGCCCCAGAGGAGGUGUGAAAUCUUCCGCGCUCAUGGACCGGAUCAUGGAGGUCACAACUUUGAGCGCAUCGCUGACAAAACAAGCGAAAGAGAGUCUUGAGGAAGGCGAAGGCCAGAAUAAGCGAGUUGGAAGCAAGGGUAACGUGUCUAGUGGAUUUAGAAAGGCGAAGAUUCAAGGAGUCAUGGAGCUUUUGGAGAGGGAGCAGAUAGCGGUUGACCGCGCUGCCGAGAAGUUGGAAAGACUCAAAGUUUGAAGUCAUUCCCAUCUUUGCAGCAGUCUAGAUAUCAGGCUCUUCACGAUAGUAUAAUAAACGGGGAAAGAAAGACGUUUCCUUUGAAGAUGGACACACUUUCUCUAGAUUGAAUAGACGUUAGCAUUGCGUAUUUCCUCCCUCCCCCAAAAUGCAUGC